Molecule: messenger RNA, 3243 nt
Organism: Punica granatum (pomegranate)
Lineage: Eukaryota; Viridiplantae; Streptophyta; Magnoliopsida; Myrtales; Lythraceae
Source: RefSeq, a predicted model, not a curated record
GGACGAAACCUCCGACAUCGUUGAUUCUUCCUCCGCCAACAUCGCAGUUGAUUUUCACUCGAGAAAUCACCAGUGUACUGCUUCUCUCUCCCCCCCCCCCCCCCCCCCCCCCCCCCCCCCCCCUCUUAGCUCGGAAUUGCGGCGAGCUGUGCUUUCUUUGAGGUCGAAGCAUGCUGCAAUGGUGGAGAUUUCUCAUCCUCGCGGGACGAAACAUUUCGUGAGUGGCUGCCCUGAAACAAUUUAUACCCCUUUUUUUGUUCAUGGGCGUUCUCUCUCUUUGGAAAGCAUGCCUAUUUACAAUCCAUUCGCGCCGUCUUUCUCUUUUCCUCCGCGAAACCCGCGCCUUUGGGAUGUACUGUGCAGCUUCCUCAGCCCUGGUAUUGGAUGACAACCAUGUGUUCGACGAAAGUCCCCGUGGAGAAACUUGCUCCUCAUUUGAAGAGUUAAUGGUUCCAGGAGACCGGCUUUCUAUGCCCAAGAGGGGAAAGUUAUGUCCUUUAGUCUCUAGAGUGCUGAAGACUCUAAACUGGGGUUAUGCUUGGGAGGUUGGGUUUCGCAGAGCUGUGAAUGAGCACGGACUUUUUCAUUCAAUGAAUGCAUUUAGGAUCACCGUGCACAUAUUUGCUUCCGCCCAAAUGCUAAUGGAAGUGUAUGCAUUGCUUAGAGACAUUGUUUGUUAUUACCAGGAGCAUGAGCUUGACAUGCACGAGCUGUUCCCUGCUUUACUCGACUCACCAGAAAGAUCAGCUGAUGUUUACAAUGUGUUGAUGAAAGUUUUCGCGGCAAAUUCCAUGCCUGAAAAUGGAUUGGAUGUGUUUCUGCAGGCUAAGAGCAUCGGGCUUGUGCCAAAUAUCUUAUCUUGCAAUUUCUUGCUGAAAGCUUUAGCUGAUGCAAAUAGACUAGACUAUGUCAGAAGCCUGUAUGAGGAUAUGAAAAUUUCCGGGCCAGUACCCAAUGUUUACACCUACACCAUCAUGUUGAACUGUUACUCUAGAAGGAAUUAUGCUCAGGAUGCUUUUAUUAGCCUAGCAGGUGAGGUUUUUGAAGAUAUGGAGAGAAGUGGAACGAGUCCAAAUGUUGUGACCUACAGCACCUAUGUCCACGGUCUUUGUCAUGUCGGCUGCAUGGAGCUUGCAUUAGACUUUAUUCGGGAUCUAUUGCGCCGAGGCCUGCCUCUGAAUAAUUACUGUUUCAAUGUUGUCAUUCAUGGUUUUUGUCGUAACGGUGAGUUAUAUGAAGCUUUGAAAAUCCUGGAGGAAAUGAGGAGCUGUGGAGUACUUCCAGAUGUCUACAGCUACAGUAUAUUGAUUGAUGGGUUCUGCAGAAAUGGGAAUGUCAAGAAAGGUUAUUCUUUGAUUGAGGAAAUGGCUCUUUACGACAUAAAGCCAACAUUAGCUACCUUUAGCUCCCUCUUCUAUGGUCUAUGUAAGGCUGGUCAUGCAGAUGUUUCCUUAGAUUUUUUCCGUCAUGUUGAGGCUCGGGGCUAUGAAUUUGACAAUAUCUCUUAUGACAUCUUAAUUAACGGGUUUUGUUUGCUGGGGGAUAUGGAUUCUGCCACAAAACUUUUUCAAGAGAUGGCCAAUAAGAAUGUUCUGCGGAAUACUUCCAACUUUAACAGUCUUAUUAGUGGAUUUUGCAAGACUGGGCAACUAGACAAAGCAUUGGAGACUUUCAGAAUCAUGCAACGUGAGGGGAUUGCCCCAGAUACUGUCACUUGCAACCUUCUUGUUGAUGGCUAUUGCAGGGAGGGGCAAUUGGAGGAAGCCUUGAAACUUGCAGAAGAAAUGAAUCAGUAUGAUAUUAGCCCCAACGCUUAUACGUAUACUGCAAUAAUUAACAAACUCUGCCAGGAGAAGAGACCUGUGAAGGCACGGGAGCUUAUUCCUCUGUUGCUUAAGAAGAAUAUUCUGUCCGAACUUACCGUGUACAGUACUCUUAUGGAUGGCUUUGCAAAAUGCUUCAUGUUUAGGGAAGCGCUGAAGUUGUAUGCAAGAAUUUUAAAAGCUGGGACUAUGCCUGAUGUUGUGAUGUAUACAAUACUCAUCAAUGUAUUUUGCUCCAACAGCAAAAUGCGUGAAGCUUACCGUCUAUUUGAGGAGAUGAUGAAGAUGGGUGUGAACCCAGAUACUGUAUCUUAUACAUCGAUCAUCUCUGGGUUCUGUAGAGUUGGAAAUAUGGAGAAGGCUUGGGCAUUGUUCAGACAAAUGUUGGGACAAGGCAUUCUGCCCAAUGUAUGCACUUACACCUGUCUAAUUCAUGGGUUCUGCAAGCUGAAACGCUUAGAUAUUGCCAAGUUUUUGGUGGAUGAGAUGAAGAGAACAAAAAUUGCUCCAAAUGUGGUGACUUAUACUGUUCUGAUGGCUGGGUACCUAAGAAUUUGCCGUACAGGUAAAGCAGAACAUGUUCUUCACGAAAUGGAGGAGAAGGGGAUUGUGCCCGAUGAUGUUACCUACUUAAUACUCGAGCGUGAAACUGAGUAUGCUUAUGGAAAACCAGUAGGAUGAAGAAAUGAUCAGGUGACAACCUUAAGCCGGACAAUCUUUUUAUCAUUCAAUUAUUUCGAAUUUCUCUCUUGAGGGUAUCAACUUGAGGGUUCCGUGAGCAACUGUACUCCUAUCUCUCAUAUUGAGAUCGAUUGGAUGACCCAUUGCGUUCUCUGGCCUCAUAAGCUGAGCUUCAAGUCAAACCCAAGUGGCAAGAAGAUGAGAUGUGGAUGCUGAGCUAAAUGAUAUUCAAAGCAUGAUGGACUUUGCCUGACAAAUUCAGUUUGUGUGAAAGAGUAUUAACAGAGAUCAGAUUCCUGCAGGCUGAGUUAGCUCUCUGGGGGUUGCAAUCUACAUGACUUCCACUCAAAUUACCUUCGUUUGUAUCGCCAUUGGGCCACAGGUAGAGAAUGAUUGCCUGGGACGUAUUUAAUCUCAUGGUGAAAGUUCACGAGUUGCAUCAGUCCAUGGUAUUUAUGGUGUGAUAUGUAUGAUUGCGGUUUUGUGCUCUCGCCGUAAUUUUUCUCUCCUGUUGAUAGAUAUGAUGAUGGAGAAGUUGCAUUGUCUAUGUAGGUCAGCAGCUAUUCUGCUGCUGCCUGUGUUACUCCACUUGUGUUCUCCAAGUGAUGCCUUUUAUUGGAAGACUUGCAGUCGGGUCGAGUCCUAUUCGAGCCCAACUUAAUUUACUAUUCUUCUUCUCAUCUCGAUUGGAUUAAGUUCGACCACUUUCAAUAUAUACACCUGUGGUUUUCGGAUUCAA